This is a messenger RNA of Acipenser ruthenus (sterlet), 990 nucleotides long. RefSeq lists its product as uncharacterized. The transcript is spliced from 3 exons. The coding region runs from base 1 to 975 and encodes 324 amino acids. The record is from RefSeq and is a predicted model, not a curated record. NCBI's taxonomy places the organism in Eukaryota, Metazoa, Chordata, Actinopteri, Acipenseriformes, Acipenseridae.
AUGCUGAUCCCUGUUAUACAGUUCAUUUACAGAAAGGGGGGUUCAUGGCAAUGUGUUUCUUAUGAGAUGAGACAGCUUACACACCACACUCACAGGUAUAGCAAUGUGUUUCCUAUGAGACAGCUUACACACCUCACUCACAGGUAUAGCAAUGUGUUUCCUAUGAGACAGCUUACACACCACACUCACAGGUAUAGCAAUGUGUUUCCUAUGAGACAGCUUACACACCACACUCACAGGUAUAGCAAUGUGUUUCCUAUGAGACAGCUUACACACCACACUCACAGGUAUAGCAAUGUGUUUCCUAUGAGACAGCUUACACACCACACUCACAGGUAUAGCAAUGUGUUUCCUAUGAGACAGCUUACACACCACACUCACAGGUAUAGCAAUGUGUUUCCUAUGAGACAGCUUACACACCACACUCACAGGUAUAGCAAUGUGUUUCCUAUGAGACAGCUUACACACCACACUCACAGGUAUAGCAAUGUGUUUCCUAUGAGACAGCUUACACACCACACUCACAGGUAUAGCAAUGUGUUUCCUAUGAGACAGCUUACACACCACACUCACAGGUAUAGCAAUGUGUUUCCUAUGAGACAGCUUACACACCACACUCACAGGUAUAGCAAUGUGUUUCCUAUGAGACAGCUUACACACCACACUCACAGGUAUAGCAAUGUGUUUCCUAUGAGACAGCUUACACACCACACUCACAGGUAUAGCAAUGUGUUUCCUAUGAGACAGCUUACACACCACACUCACAGGUAUAGCAAUGUGUUUCCUAUGAGACAGCUUACACACCACACUCACAGGUAUAGCAAUGUGUUUCCUAUGAGACAGCUUACACACCACACUCACAGGUAUAGCAAUGUGUUUUCUGUUCAGUUAUUGUCUGGAAAGGGAGCUGUUUACAGAACACUACAGCACACACAUCAGUUAUCAGAACAGGUGUAUUUCUUGCAAGCUGUGUGAUUUUUAAACCAUAAA